AUGCCAGCCGCCGACGAUUCACCUUCCAAGGGGAAGAACGCCAACGCCGUGGAGGAGUACUCUAUUGAGUACUACAAAGCCCAAUAUGAGUCGAUUCAGGAGGAGCUACACGAUUUCCAGCUUUCCAGCACCGAGCUGGAGGCGGAGAUGGAAAAGGAGAUGGAGGAUAAGGAGAAGCGCGAGCGGCAGCUAAGGGAGAAAGUUGACAACCUGCGCUACGAGGUAGAUGAGUGGAAGACCAAAUACAAGCAGUCAAAGAGCGAGGCGAACAAUGUGCAAAACACCCUGCAGAAGGAGAUCACCUCCCUGCGCGAUGCCAAUCGUACUUUACAGUUGAAGCUGCGUGAUAUUGAAGUCGCCAACGACGAUUACGAGCGACAAGCCCGGAACACUACCUCGUCCCUGGAGGACUUGGAAUCCAAAUAUAACGUCGCUAUCGAGCGUGGAGUGCUGCUGGAAGAGGAGAUCAGGAGUGGGGAACAAGAGCGCGAAGACUUGCGGAUUGACAAUCAGCGUCUGAGAGACGAACUCUCUGACCUCAAGGUUGAAGCCGAGAUCGUUCAGGAGAAGUUGCGACACACCGAGGGCCAUGGGUUCCGUCGUCGCAAGCCGACACCCUUGUACCGAAGCCCGUCGACUCCACAGACCCUCGAGAUUUUCGAUCGGUCUCCUGGCGCAGGCACUUCGUCUCCCGUAUUUGCUACCCCUCCUGCUAAGUCAACUUUGGCUUCUUCAACCGCAACUCCUCCCUCGCCGCCCAUCUCGGAAGCCUCUACCAACUUCCGCAAGUCCAUCAACGCUACUCCCACAUUCCCUCGAACCAGGGCAACUGGCGCAGAACCAGUCAACUCACGGACCCUGCAUAAUGGCAGAGCCCAGCCUGCUCGGCCUGCUCCUCACUCACGCACUUCAUCUCUCGCCUACAGUAACAGCGGCUUCAGUAAUGGCGGCUUCAGUAAUGGCGGCUUCAGUAAUGGCGGUCGCUCUACCCCCUCCAUGUCUUACUCUUCCCGCAAUAGCCUGUCUAGGUCAACCACCUCCCGGCCCUCUGGUCUUCCCAAAUCUGGCUCACUAUACCAAAUUCGUGGACUUAUUGGCAAGAUGCAGAAGCUGGAAGAACGUGUCCAGUCUGCCCGGUCCCGUCUUCCAGCACCCUCUGAGACCUCCUCUCGGGGAUCUCCCCACUCCCGUCAAGGUUCAGUGAUCGGGGAUAGCCCAAUGCCCUCCACUGUCACGGUGCGGAAAAGCUCCCGCAAACGAAUGAGUGGGAGUAGCUAUGGCUCAUCCGUUCGAGAUAGCGAAGGCACCCCUUCUCAUCUCCCUCAGAGCCGCCAGUCAACCGGGGCUCGUACCGGUGACAGUCGGCCGAGCAGCCGAACAAGCUUCUCCAGUCGGAGCUCGUUUAGCCAAAGUGUGCAUUCCGGAGUGCCGAUUGGUCGCCCUGAAAGUCGGCAGAGCCGCCCUGGUGCCAAGACGCCUCUCGGCCACUACUCAACCAACCCCACGACGGAAAGCCGCCGACCUCGGUCCUCUCUGAGCAACCACAAUGGACAAACGCCCUCUGUGGGAAGCAUGUCCAAUAUCGAUGAGGAUAAUGACAUUUCUACCCCGAUUGUUUCCCGUAUUCCAAAGGACACGCGGCGACCCUCGGUUUCGGCUACGCCUCUUGGAAUUAAGAAACGUACCACUAGCGGCAUGUCGGCUAUUCCCACGCCCCGCAGCUUCAAGACAAGUAUCGGGCCGGGAGCCAUGCCUCCACCGUUGGAACGCAAACAAAGUGACAUCGGAGAGACCUAUUAG
Penicillium subrubescens is the source of this 1800-nucleotide messenger RNA. RefSeq names its product nuclear distribution protein NudE (gene nde1). The record is from RefSeq and is a predicted model, not a curated record. NCBI's taxonomy places the organism in Eukaryota, Fungi, Ascomycota, Eurotiomycetes, Eurotiales, Aspergillaceae. Gene Ontology annotation, cellular component: centrosome; kinetochore; kinesin complex. Gene Ontology annotation, biological process: cell migration; mitotic centrosome separation; centrosome localization. Bases 1 to 1800 code for a protein of 599 amino acids. Gene Ontology annotation, molecular function: microtubule binding. The transcript has 2 exons.